This is a messenger RNA of Xyrichtys novacula (pearly razorfish), 195 nucleotides long. Lineage: Eukaryota; Metazoa; Chordata; Actinopteri; Labriformes; Labridae. The record is from the annotation of a GenBank genome assembly.
AUGGGCAGGGAAAGCGACGGCAGAAACUUGACGGCUCACGUGUACACAGUACGUGAUGCUUCUUCCCGGCAGUGUCAGAGAGGCUCGGGCUCGCCGUCACACCAAACGGGACCCUACAGGGAGAGGAAUUCCCGAUCUCGCUGUGACGUCACGGGAGAUCGGCCAAUCAGAGACGGUGCUGAGCGGUCACUGUAG